Physcomitrium patens is the source of this 1465-nucleotide messenger RNA. RefSeq names its product electron transfer flavoprotein subunit beta, mitochondrial. Gene Ontology annotation, biological process: fatty acid beta-oxidation using acyl-CoA dehydrogenase; amino acid catabolic process. Gene Ontology annotation, molecular function: electron transfer activity. The record is from RefSeq and is a predicted model, not a curated record. NCBI's taxonomy places the organism in Eukaryota, Viridiplantae, Streptophyta, Bryopsida, Funariales, Funariaceae. Gene Ontology annotation, cellular component: mitochondrion.
AUCCGUUUCAAAAUGGGCAGGGCACUGAACCUCGGGCACAGCUCUCACGCCCAAGUAGGUUUCCAAUUCUCAGAGCGUUGUUGCCACGACGAAGAAUUUUACCCAAUUGCGCAAUCGCGCUUGUGAGCCCGUGAAUUCGGCAAUCCGACCCAAUUUGGUGGUGAUUGUGGGAGUUGUGUAUCUCAAGAUCGUUGAGACGAGGUGUAGGGUGGCAGGAUAUUGAGGCGGGGGCAAAGAUGAAGAUUAUGGUGGCUGUGAAGCGGGUCAUUGACUAUGCCGUAAAAAUUCGCGUCAAGGCUGACAAAAGUGGAGUGGAAACCACGAACGUAAAAAUGGCAAUGAACCCUUUUUGUGAGAUUGCCCUCGAGGAAGCGCUGCGGCUUCGGGAGGCGGGUCAUGCGAAAGAAGUGGUGGUAGUCAGCAUGGGAGGACCUCAAUGUGCUGAAACAUUGCGCACAGGGCUAGCCAUGGGUGCAGAUCGGGCUAUUCAUGUCUCUACAACGGAGCUGCUUCACCCCUUGACGGUUGCAAAAUUAUUGCGCGGACUUGCUGAGUCUGAGAAACCUAAUAUGCUAUUGCUUGGCAAGCAGGCUAUUGAUGAUGACGCUAAUCAGACUGGGCAGAUGAUUGCUGGCCUGCUUCAUUGGCCUCAAGGCACAUUUGCUUCGAAGGUGGCAAUGGAGAAAGGCUCUGAUUCAGUGGUUGUGGAGAGAGAAGUGGAUGGUGGGCUGGAGAGUCUUAAGCUGCAACUGCCUGCUGUUAUUACAGCUGAUCUCCGGUUGAACCAGCCUCGUUAUGCUACUUUGCCUAACAUAAUGAAAGCCAAGAAGAAGCCCAUCAGCCAGGUGACUCCCGAACAGCUGGGAGUGAAAAUUAGCCGAGACUUGGAGAUAGUGGAAGUAAUAGAGCCACCCAAACGCAAAGCAGGAGUAAUGGUGGCUUCUGUAGAUGAACUUUUGGACAAGCUGAAGAAUGAGGCGCGUGUCAUAUAAAUCUAAUACCACUACUCAGUUCGUAUGUACAGUUAUUCAUAUUCAUGCUCGCUUUUCGGGUGGGGUUCGAAUCACCCAGGUUCAAUCCACCAAGGAGCUGUAAUAUCGGAGCCUAAUCAAGGAUGUCACAGUUGGUGCAGUAUUCAAGGAACCAGUUCAAUUGAUUUGUUAAAGCAGCAUCGAAACGAAACCGCUCAACUCUCUGAGAGGGUGUUACUUUUGCUAACAGAAUAAAGUUCAUUCAAUUGGGAUUGCAAAUCCAAUUCAAUUUUGAUCAUGAGUGCUGAAUUUUGAAAUCAUUAGCAUUCAACGUUCAGUUGCAACAAUAUAUCAAUUAAAAUCAGAUGCUGAAGCAACAGUCAUCUGAGUAACUCGUAGCUGCGACGAGGAAACUAUUUUCACGUGCCUCGGAGGUAGCUAAAUUUCUGUCGCCAAAUUUAAUACAAGCGGGAAUUCUGCAAAAAAAAUUCGAA